UCUGGUCGCGGCCCCCGCUCUUCUUCGGCUCCUGCCCCUCGCCGCUGGAGAGCCCGCCGGCGCGCAGGGCCCAUGAGCGCCCGUCGGUAGCGCGCCAGCCUGCGGUGCCCGGAUUCCGAGCGCAGCCUCGAGGUCCCACCUGAGGUGCCCCUGACCAUCCCUGUUCCCCACCCCACCCCGGAUCCCGGCAAUGCUAACCGCUGUCUGCGGCUCUCUGGGCAGCCAGCACACGGACGCGCCUCACGCCUCCCCGCCGCGCCUCGACCUGCAGCCUCUCCAAACAUACCAGGGCCACACGAGCCCGGAGGCCGGGGACUACCCCUCCCCGCUGCAGCCUGGAGAGCUGCAGAGCCUCCCGCUGGGCCCUGAGGUGGACUUCUCGCAGGGCUAUGAGCUGCCGGGGGCCUCCUCUCGGGUAACCUGCGAGGACCUGGAAAGCGACAGUCCCUUGGCCCCGGGACCCUUUUCCAAGCUCCUGCAGCCGGACAUGUCACACCAUUACGAAUCGUGGUUCAGGCCGACUCACCCGGGCACGGAGGAUGGCUCGUGGUGGGACCUUCAUCCGGGCACCAGCUGGAUGGACCUCCCCCACACUCAGGGCGCGCUGACCUCACCGGGCCACCCUGGGGCGCUUCAGGCCGGCUUGGGGGGCUAUGUCGGAGACCACCAGCUUUGCGCGCCGCCGCCCCACCCACACCCGCACCACCUCCUCCCGGCCGCCGGAGGGCAGCACCUCCUGGGGCCUCCCGACGGGGCUAAGGCCUUGGAAGCGGCCGCCCCGGAGUCCCAGGGGCUGGAUUCCAGCCUGGACGGAGCAGCCCGGCCCAAAGGCUCCCGGCGGUCAGUGCCCCGCAGCUCCGGCCAGACCGUGUGCCGCUGCCCCAAUUGCCUGGAGGCGGAGCGACUGGGGGCUCCGUGCGGGCCCGACGGCGGCAAGAAAAAGCAUUUGCACAACUGCCACAUCCCGGGCUGCGGGAAAGCCUACGCCAAGACGUCGCACCUGAAGGCGCACCUGCGCUGGCACAGCGGCGACCGUCCCUUCGUGUGCAACUGGCUCUUCUGCGGCAAGCGCUUCACGCGCUCUGACGAGCUGCAGCGCCACCUCCAGACCCACACGGGCACCAAGAAGUUCCCCUGUGCAGUCUGCAGCCGCGUCUUCAUGCGCAGCGACCACCUGGCCAAACACAUGAAAACCCACGAGGGCGCCAAAGAGGAGGCUGCCGGCGCGGCCACAGGCGAGGGCAAGGCCGGCGGAGCGGUGGAGCCCCCCGGGGGCAAAGGCAAACGGGAGGCCGAGGGCGGCGCGGCUUCCUCCAACUGAGCUGCUCCGGUGCCGCCCCCCACGCUAAUCUCCCCUGUGGGCAUCAGAAGAGAUCCCCCCCCAGCCCCCCGGCCUGAUGCCCUGGGGGGAGCGACUUGAGUCAGAGGAGAAGGUGGUUAUUUAUUGAGGGGGAGGGAAAGUGGUGCGGGGUCAGGGGGACCGGGCGCUAGGGGUUCUUUUAGUCUCUGGGGCUGGAUGAGACAUGUUUGGCUGGGCUGGGCGGAGCUGCGCACGCCCCUCUGGCCUCCCCUUACUCACUACUUCGCUCCUGUGCCCGGGCUGGGGGGGAUGG
Ailuropoda melanoleuca (giant panda) is the source of this 1613-nucleotide messenger RNA. It is a transcript of the gene SP6, whose product is annotated as Sp6 transcription factor. NCBI's taxonomy places the organism in Eukaryota, Metazoa, Chordata, Mammalia, Carnivora, Ursidae. Gene Ontology annotation, molecular function: RNA polymerase II cis-regulatory region sequence-specific DNA binding; DNA-binding transcription factor activity, RNA polymerase II-specific. The transcript is spliced from 2 exons. The coding region runs from base 191 to 1321 and encodes 376 amino acids. The record is from RefSeq and is a predicted model, not a curated record. Gene Ontology annotation, biological process: regulation of transcription by RNA polymerase II.